Messenger RNA from Homarus americanus (American lobster), 706 nucleotides. Its product is annotated as DNA-directed RNA polymerase II subunit rpb1-like. Gene Ontology annotation, cellular component: extracellular matrix. Bases 73 to 618 code for a protein of 181 amino acids. The record is from RefSeq and is a predicted model, not a curated record. NCBI's taxonomy places the organism in Eukaryota, Metazoa, Arthropoda, Malacostraca, Decapoda, Nephropidae. The transcript is spliced from 3 exons.
GAGCCUUUGGUAUAUAAUGAGGGCGUGAGCAUCGCUGGACAUCAGUCUCCUUCUUUCUCGAUAACCUAAAACAUGGUGUCUAAGAUCUUCGUUGUGGUUGCCCUAGUGGCCGUCGUCUCAGCAGACCUUCCUAUUUCCCACAAUCCUCCAGCUCCAUCCUACAAUGUUCCAGCUCCGUCCUACAAUGUUCCAGCUCCGUCCUACAACGCUCCAGCUCCGUCCUACAACGCUCCAGCUCCGUCCUACAACGCUCCAGAUCCGUCCUACAACGCUCCAGCUCCGUCCUACAACGCUCCGGCCCCAACAGGUCCUGCUCAGUACAACUUUGACUGGGUAGUGAAGGACGACUACUCCGGCAACGACUUUGGCCACAAUGAAGCUCGUAAUGGCUACGACACUGAGGGAUACUAUUACGUUCAGCUUCCCGACGGUCGUCUGCAGAGGGUUACAUACACCGUGAACGGCGACUCCGGCUACGUGGCUCAAGUUGAAUACGAGGGCGAGGCCCAGUACCCAGCCCACCAGCCCACCCCCAGCUACCAGCCCACCCCCAGUUACCAGCCCACCCCCAGUUACCAGCCCACUCCUAGUUAUCAGCCUGAACCCAGCUACGCUUAACCUGUCUCAGUGUGAUAUUUGAACUUAUUUAUAUUCAAAUGCAUGUAUGUAGCAUGGCAUUAUUCGAAUAAACAAUUAAUCACUAAAA